AUGACCAUGGAGGAAGCAGAGAAGCUGCAGAGCAUGCUGAGCAUGCUGACACCCACCGACAUGCAAACUGGGGCAGAGGGAAUAAAGAUCAUCCAUGAGGAUGGUUUCUCCGGUGACGAUGUCAAGCAGUACAAGCCUGUUGUGUACAGCAACACCAUCCAGUCACUGGCAGCGAUUGUCCGUGCCCUGGACACCCUGGGUAUCGAGUAUGGUGACAAGGAGAGAAAGGCUGAUGCUAAGAUGGUGUGCGAUGUGGUCAGUCGGAUGGAGGACACAGAGCCAUUCUCCCCGGAGCUGCUGGCAGCCAUGAUACGGCUUUGGACAGAUUCUGGGCUUCAGGAAUGUUUCGGCCGUUCCCGCGAAUACCAGCUUAACGACUCUGCACAAUAUUAUCUAGAAUGCUUAGAUCGAAUCGGAGGGCCUGAUUAUCAGCCCACAGAGCAGGAUAUCCUUCGAACCAGAGUGAAGACCACUGGCAUCGUAGAAACCCACUUUACAUUCAAAAACCUCCAUUUCAGGCUCUUUGAUGUGGGGGGUCAACGGUCAGAGAGAAAGAAAUGGAUCCAUUGCUUUGAAGAUGUGACAGCGAUUAUUUUCUGCGUGGCACUGAGCGGCUAUGAUCAGGUGCUUCACGAGGAUGAGACCACGAACCGCAUGCACGAAUCUCUUAUGCUGUUUGACUCCAUCUGUAAUAAUAAGUUCUUCAUCGACACCUCCAUUAUCCUUUUCCUGAACAAGAAGGACUUGUUUGCGGAGAAGAUUAAGAAGUCGCCUCUCACAAUCUGUUUCCCUGAGUACACAGGUCCCAACUCUUACGAGGACGCUGCCGCCUACAUUCAAGCACAAUUUGAGAGUAAGAACCGUUCCCCCAAUAAGGAGAUCUACUGCCACUUGACCUGUGCUACAGACACCAACAACAUCCAAGUGGUCUUCGACGCCGUCACCGAUAUCAUCAUCGCCAACAAUCUCCGAGGUUGUGGUUUAUACUGACUCUCCUUUACAGCGGCACGUUCGGUGAUGAUUAUUGAAUGCAAGAUGGUUAAUAAAGGCAUAACGUAUAUAAUUCCUUUUAGUUGUUAUCAUCAGCUGCCGACAGAACUAGAGCCCUGAAGCCUGUAGCCUUAUCGCGAAACUUGUACACGGUUUAACCCUUCACAGGAUUUUCUGCUUAGUGGGGGGGAGGGGGGUGGGGGGGA
Molecule: messenger RNA, 1196 nt
Organism: Callorhinchus milii (elephant shark)
Lineage: Eukaryota; Metazoa; Chordata; Chondrichthyes; Chimaeriformes; Callorhinchidae
Gene: gnao1b
Product: guanine nucleotide binding protein (G protein), alpha activating activity polypeptide O, b
Exons: 8
Coding region: 1-990 (329 amino acids)
Biological process (GO): adenylate cyclase-modulating G protein-coupled receptor signaling pathway; G protein-coupled dopamine receptor signaling pathway
Cellular component (GO): heterotrimeric G-protein complex
Molecular function (GO): G protein-coupled serotonin receptor binding; mu-type opioid receptor binding; corticotropin-releasing hormone receptor 1 binding
Source: RefSeq, a predicted model, not a curated record